CUGUGUCAGGCGUCACGUGAUCGUGUUGCCAUGACAGCGCCUCUUGUUUACAUUAGCCAUGUAGCAGUGGAUCUGUGUGUAGCCAGAUUAGCUAAAAGUUUUACAUUCACAGCUCAUCGUCGCUACAGACGUGUUUGAGUCCCCGCAGUGUUUCACGAUGCCUCCGAAGACUAAAAGCAAGAAGGCUGUGAAGGGCAAGUCCUCCGCGGUGGUGGACGGUCUUUCAACGGAUGAGAUGUCAAAGGAUCAGCUGGAGGAGCACAUCGUGCGUCUGAGGGAGGAGCUGGACAGGGAGCGCGAGGAGAGGAGCUACUUCCAGCUGGAGAGGGACAAGAUCCAGGCAUUCUGGGAAAUCUCCAAGAGGAACCUGGAGGAGACGAAGGCCGAGCUUAGGAACAGACGCAGGGAGAGAGAGGAGGCCGAGGAGCGCCACCGAGUGGAGAUCACUGUGUACAAGCAGAAGCUGAAGCACGUCCUGUCCGAACACCACGACAUCGUCUCCGAGCUGAAGAUGAACGGCGUCGCCUCGACCGCGCUGACCCGCAACCAGCAAACCCAGUCGGAGCUCAAGCUGCGCAGAGACGUUCACGGCCUGCAGGCGGACGUCAGGGAGAAGGAGCGCCACAACGACAACUGCGUCAAGGAGCUCGAGCUGAAACAUCAGGUGGAGUUAAUGGAGCUGACAAACGACUACGACACGAGAGUCAGAGAAAUCGAGAUCAAAUAUCACAAGAAAAUGCAGACGAUGGCCGAGGCGGAGAACAAAAAGAGACGAGCUGAGGUCGUCGAGAUCGAGGAGCAAAUGAGAGAACGCAUCGUGACUCUGAUGGAGGACCACGACAAGAAGUACAGGAGCGCUGAGGAGUAUUACUCUUCUCUUCAAAACAAACUGCUGGUAGACCAGAAGGAGCUGAGGGAGGAAUUCGCAGAGGUGAAGCAGCAGCAGGUGCGAACGGACAGACAGCUGUCGGCAGCUCGGCGGGAGAACAAACGUCUGCAAGAGUGUCUGCGGGAAGCCGAGCAGAAGCUGCCGAAGCUCCGCAAACAGCUGGAGGAACACAACCAGGCCAGAACCGAGCGAGCGAUGAGCAGAGCUCGUAUGAGGGUUGUGGAGCAGGAGCUGAGAGAUCUGUCCAUUCAGCACGAGCUGCUGCUUCAGGCUUUUGAAAAGGUUCAGCGGGAGCGUGACGAGCUGCUGCAGAAGCAGACGCAGCUCAUUCUGGACGUUCAGCAGAAGAGCGGGCUGAAGGAGCUGCUGCUGGAGAGGAAGCUGGCCGCUCUGACAGAAACUCUGGAGAAGAAGGAGGCUCAGCUCUACGCCGCGCUCUCUGCCUCCAACGUCGACCAAACAGCCGGCAGCGCCGCAAUCAAACUCGAGGAAAUACUGGAGUCAAAAAGAGUCGCCAUCAAGGCCUUACAGGACGACUUGGCCCGAGACAGUCAGGAGUACGACAACCUGCUGCACACCUGUAAGGAGAGGCUGAAGGAUCUUGGCGUCCCGCUGUACGACUUCCCCUUCAGUCCUGCAGAGCAGAUCCUGAACGGACAGAAACCUGCAGGAUCCUCCAAACACUGAACUCAUACUCACCUGGAUACCUGGAUACCUCUCUACCUCCAUCUCAUUUGAUUUCUGAUUGUUUGUAAAGAAAAGUUGCAUCAUGCUGCUGAACAACAAUAAACAAUAUCUUUGUCAUACUA
Thunnus maccoyii (southern bluefin tuna) is the source of this 1698-nucleotide messenger RNA. RefSeq names its product dynein regulatory complex subunit 4-like. Gene Ontology annotation, cellular component: microtubule; Golgi apparatus; motile cilium. Lineage: Eukaryota; Metazoa; Chordata; Actinopteri; Scombriformes; Scombridae. Gene Ontology annotation, biological process: flagellated sperm motility. The record is from RefSeq and is a predicted model, not a curated record. The transcript is spliced from 11 exons. The coding region runs from base 158 to 1576 and encodes 472 amino acids. Gene Ontology annotation, molecular function: small GTPase binding; microtubule binding.